Messenger RNA from Thalassophryne amazonica, 1939 nucleotides. It is a transcript of the gene gfra4b, whose product is annotated as GDNF family receptor alpha 4b. Bases 270 to 1571 code for a protein of 433 amino acids. The record is from RefSeq and is a predicted model, not a curated record. Gene Ontology annotation, cellular component: signaling receptor complex; external side of plasma membrane. Gene Ontology annotation, biological process: nervous system development. The transcript has 8 exons. Lineage: Eukaryota; Metazoa; Chordata; Actinopteri; Batrachoidiformes; Batrachoididae. Gene Ontology annotation, molecular function: signaling receptor activity.
GCAACUUUUCCAGUCUCCCGCAUGGCUCUGGCUUUGCGCUGACAUAUCACCUUGAAGAUAAAAGAUGGAAUUCUAAGAAUUAUAUAAAUGCAUUGAUUUAGUUUAAUUACAGCAGCCACAUCACGUGCACAGACGGAUUUUUCGGACUUGCCAGAGCUUCUUGUCCUUGUAAAUAAUGAUCUCCCCGUGCGUAACAGGACAACCGCUCGGCGCGUAAGUGAACAGCUGUAGUUGCGCCGUUUUUGCAGACGUCCUCAUUUCGUGCAGAAAUGGAUCUGUGGGGAAUUUGGCUGUUUCAUCUCAUAACUUUGGCUCUGUUAGAAGUUAUAAUGGCCGGCAGAGACUGCUUGGAGGCUGGAGACUCAUGCUCGAGUGAUGAGACCUGCAGUCCACGUCUGCGGACUUUGCGUCAAUGUGUGGCGGGUAAUGGCAACAUAAAGCUGGGUCCCAGUGCCAGAAGCCAAUGUGCAAAUGCAGUGUCAGCUCUGCUCUCCAGUCCCUUACAUGGCUGUCAGUGCAAACGGGGCAUGAAAAAGGAGAAGAACUGCCUAAGCAUUUACUGGAGCCUUCAUCAGUCCAUUAUACAUGGACUAAACCUGGUGGAGAGUUACCCCUAUGAGACCAUAGAGCGGGAUCAUGACUACGUCCGCUUGGCUUCUAUCACAGCUGACUCGGAUGUUGGCAUGACAACAGUGAAUCGCUGCUUGGAUGCAGCCAAAGCUUGCAACGUGGACGACCUGUGCCAGAAGCUUCGCACAGAAUACGUCUCAGCUUGCAUCAAACCCACCGCCAAGUCCGGCCUGUGCAACCGAGCUAAAUGCAAUAAGGCUCUGCGCAGGUUCUUUGACCGCGUCCCCGCUGACUACACACACGGGCUGCUCUUCUGCCCGUGCACGGACACGGCAUGUGCAGAGCGGCGGCGGCAGACUAUAGUUCCCAGUUGCUCUUACGAAAGCACGGAAAGGCCCAGCUGUCUCACACAGAUGCGGAUCUGCAAAGCCGACUAUGUGUGCAGGUCUCGCCUGGCACAGUUUCAGUACGACUGUGAACCAUCCAAUAUGGAUUCCACUGGCUGCAAGCAAGCGAACUAUGGAGCCUGUCUCCUCGCCUACACAGGACUUAUCGGAAGUUCAAUAACUCCCAACUAUGUUGACAACUCCACGACGAGUGUGGCUCCGUGGUGCUCCUGCUCGGCCGCUGGCAACCAGAAAGAAGAGUGCUAUGAUUUCCUGGGAUUCUUUACUGACAAUAUCUGUCUCCGAAAUGCCCUUGUGAAAUUUGAAAGUGAAUCAGACCAGCAGCUUCCUCCCAGCCAGUCCAGUGCACCCAACCCAGGAUAUGACAGCAGAGAAAACAGAACCACCACAUCUCCACCAGAUAUCCUACAAACAAUGCGGAAUAUUCUGGAUACAAUAAUACCAACACAGGUCAUGGGAAAUGAGCUGCUUGUGGGUCAGUCCACGCUGCCCUCCAACAGCCUCCCAAACUCUGCUGCACCUCCGUGCUUAAUAAUUCAAGCUGCCUACAGCCUUCUGGUGUUGCUUCUUCAUGUGCUCCACAAUGGAAACUAAAGACUGCAGAAAGGAGCGCUGAGGACCUUCCUCAUGAAGAGCGGAUGGGAGUGCAAGUGAGGAAAAUGGACCUCGUCGGUGUAUCCUCCCUCUUCAUAUGUACAGCAAUUCUGCUUUUUUAUUUUCGUGUCUGAAUGUUUUCGUGGUCCAGCUACACCUAUCAGAGUUCAAGACAUGGAGACGGAAGCCAGUCUGUACAUUUGUAUACUGUUGUUUCAAAUAAGUUGAGUUGAAAAAGUACUGAAUUUAUGCACUAACCCUUCAACUGUCCAAUGUAACAGUUUAAAUUUUCAAGGGUUCUUCUGAAAAUAUAAUGCAGAUUAUGUACAAUACAAAGACACAAAGUGUGAUUUGUGUUAUCAACAGCA